AUGCUGGUCUCUUGGCAAACAGAACAGCAAAAUACAUGUGUUGAACAUGUGGAAGAACAGUAUACAUGUGUGGAAGAACAGUAUACAUGUGUGGAAGAACAGUAUACAUGUGUGGAAGAACAGUAUACAUGUGUGGAAGAACAGUAUACAUGUGUGGAAGAACAGUAUACAUGUGUGGAAGAACAGUAUACAUGUGUGGAAGAACAGUAUACACGUGUGGAAGAACAGUAUAAAUAUGUGGAAGAACAGUAUACAUGUGUGGAAGAACAGUAUACACGUGUGGAAGAACAGUAUAAAUAUGUGGAAGAACAGUAUACAUGUGUGGAAGAACAGUAUACAUGUGUGGAAGAACAGUAUACAUGUGUGGAAGAACAGUAUACAUGUGUGGAAGAACAGUAUACAUGUGUGGAAGAACAGUAUACAUGUGUGGAAGAACAGUAUACACGUGUGGAAGAACAGUAUACACGUGUGGAAGAACAGUAUACAUGUGUGGAAGAACAGUAUACAUAUGUGGAAGAACAGUAUACACGUGUGGAAGGACAGUAUACAUGUGUGGAAGAACAGUAUACACGUGUGGAAGGACAGUAUACAUGUGUGGAAGAACAGUAUACAUGUGUGGAAGAACAGUAUACACGUGUGGAAGGACAGUAUACACAUGUGGAAGGACAGUAUACACAUGUGGAAGGACAAUAUACACAUGUCAAUGAACAGUAUACACAUGUGGAAGGACAAUAUACACAUGUCAAUGAACAGUAUACAUGUGUGCAGGAACAAGGCAACAACAUAUUCAUGAAGAACAACAGUAUACUCAUCAGGACCAUCACUAUACACACGUGUCGAGCAACAACACAAGGAUAUACACAUGUGUGA
Messenger RNA from Procambarus clarkii (red swamp crayfish), 870 nucleotides. The record is from RefSeq and is a predicted model, not a curated record. Lineage: Eukaryota; Metazoa; Arthropoda; Malacostraca; Decapoda; Cambaridae.